This is a messenger RNA of Dunckerocampus dactyliophorus (ringed pipefish), 2176 nucleotides long. Its product is annotated as interleukin-1 receptor accessory protein. The transcript has 13 exons. The record is from RefSeq and is a predicted model, not a curated record. Bases 247 to 2025 code for a protein of 592 amino acids. Gene Ontology annotation, biological process: signal transduction. Lineage: Eukaryota; Metazoa; Chordata; Actinopteri; Syngnathiformes; Syngnathidae.
GGAGGAGGAGCAUUUACCGGAAUACGCUCAACCUUCCUCUCAUGCACACACGCUUUCUCUUACCAUUUAAUGUGUCUUUAUCUGUUCAAUUUGAACGCGUGCAAGCUCAUCUUAAUGUCAGGAAGCAGCGUGUGAGUGUUCAUACAGGAAGUGAUUCAAGCCUGUCAGUGGGACGGUUCACACCGAACACUUCAUGCCGUCCGGACUUUGAGCUGCUGGCAGACUGGUGUUCCCAAGUUGGAGUUAAUGACAGCCUUCAUCUUCACCCUCCUGCGCCUCUCUCUCGUGGUUGCCACGGCGACGCCAGCCAUCCAUGAGUCCAGUGACCCAUCAGAGGCAGCCUGCUACGACUGGGGGGAGUACACCUUGGAGAGGGUCUCCGUCCUGGAGGGGGAGGCAAGCUGGCUGUCCUGUCCUCUCUUUCGUCACCCCUCCCUUUACAACUACUCCUCCUCCCAGAGCGCCGGACAAAACCUGGUGUGGUACCGCCUUUUUGACGGACACGAGCUGGAGCAGCCAAUCACGCACAGCGUGCGGCUCAGCAAAGCGAGGGAAAGGUUGCUGCUGCAGCCGGCCAUCGCCAACGACACGGGCCAGUACAUCUGCAUGCUGCGCAACAAGUCACACUGCAGUAAGAUGGCCGUGCGUCUGACGGUGUUGCGGCGCGACGAGGCGUCACCGGGCUCUGAAUGUGAUCUGCCGGUUGCCACGGCAGCAAGUCAGGUGGUUAUUUAUUUGCAGAAGGGCAAGACGAUCAACUGCCCGGACUGGCAAGAGGCCACCAACAUGGCCGACAGCCCACCCACUGUCAGCUGGUACCAUGAAUGCCAGCAACCUAAUCAGUGGACCAGUGAUCGUGAGCAGAUAGGCGCCAGUCUAGAAGUCCACUACAUGACUGACCCUUACCAAGGCCUUUAUUACUGUCAGGUGCACUACCAGAGGGGGGGUCGAGCACUGACCUUCACCAGGAGCGUCAACGUGACCGCCGUCUAUUCACCUUCCCAGCACGAAAAGCCCAGCAUCCUCCAGCCGACCGAAGACCAGGUCUUCCCUGUCAAACGAGAUUCGAAUGUGCGUCUGGUCUGCAGAGGAUAUUUUCCCUACCUGGACUCAGCCUGGGAGAUCUGGUGGACUGUCAAUGGAAAGACGCUGGAGGAGCUGGCCGACCCAAGAUUCUCCAGAACCAACCACCAGGUAAAUUACGACUUCGGGAACCGCAUCGAGGAGAGCGUAUUGCUGAUCCGGGACUUCCGCUCUGAAGACCUGACCACGACGUUCAACUGCUCCGUGAGGAACAAGCAAGGCUUCGAGACCCGCAGAGCUCAGCUGGAGGAGGAAGUGUCUUUGCCCACGGUGGAGCUGGGCUGUGGUCUCGCCCUGACGCUGGUCCUCAUGCUCGUACUCUUUGUGGUCUACCACGUCUUCUGGCUGGAGCUGCUGCUGCUUUACCGCUCCUGGUUUGGUACUGACGAGCGCGACACAGAUGAUAAGGAGUUCGAUGUGUACAUCUCGUAUGCCCGAAACAGUGAUGAAGAGAAGUUUGUUCUAUGGACGCUUCGCAGAGUUUUGGAGAACGAGCUGGGAUACACAGUGUGUAUUUUUGACCGGGACAGUCUGCCAGGGGGGACCAUCACAGAUGAGACUCUGAGUUUCAUAGCUCGUAGUCGGCGCCUCCUGGUGGUCUUUGGUCCUGGUUACGCCUCCCGGGGCUCGCAUGCCCUGCUGGAGCUGAAGGCCGGCAUCGACGGCAUCAUGGGCGGCCACCUGCGGAUCAUCCUGGUCCAGUACAAGCCGGUGCAGCGGCAGGAUUGGGUGCAGGAGCUGAGGAUGGCCCGCGUGGUUCUGGCACUGGUGCGUUGGCAGGGUGACAAGUCGAAGGAGCUGACGUCUCGCUUCUGGAAGAAGCUGAGGGUGGAGUUACCCGUCAGGAGGGUGGGUCUGGAGGAGGAGGCGGAGCUUAUGUUCAGUCAGAACAGAACCAGCAAACACACGGACCUCAAUGAAGCACACAAAGUCCUGAAGUGAAAGGAUCCCUCACCUGUUCUGGUCCAUUCCAUGCUGAGGAGUCGCCGCCUGCUGUUUGUCCUCAGUCCUGACUUCCUGGCCGAAAAGAGCUUCAGCCUGCUGGAGUGUCAUCUGGGUCUGGACCUGCAGCGUGCCGGCAGGGUCUGCGUUG